Messenger RNA from Triticum urartu, 1213 nucleotides. The record is from RefSeq and is a predicted model, not a curated record. NCBI's taxonomy places the organism in Eukaryota, Viridiplantae, Streptophyta, Magnoliopsida, Poales, Poaceae.
CACGCGCGUUCACAUACACUGCCCUGCACUCAGCACAGCAUCGCAGCAGCAGCAGCAAGCCUCCAUUAUUGACGCGCAGUCAGUCCCAAAUCCGCCGAAAGACCAAACACCAGCCAUGGCACCAGAUCUCGGCAGCUUCUUCGUCUCUUCCUAAGCAGUUAGCUAGCCCACCUUCUUCAUCAAAGAACCGAGACGAGAGCUAGGGAGAACCCCGGCCGGCCUUGGGGGAGGGAGCCUACUUGCUCGAGGGAGAUCUAGAGAUGGCCGGGGUGAGCGCCGGCACAGGGGCGAUGGGUUCCCUCCUGGGCAAGCUCACCGCCUUGCUCGGCGACGAGUACAAGCUGCUCAAAAGGGUCCGCAAGGAGAUCGAGUUCCUCAAGCGCGAGCUCGGCAGGAUGCAGGUCCUGCUGGAGAGGCUGACCGACAUGGAGGCCAGGCUCGACGGCCUUGGCAAGAGCUGGGGGGACAGCGUGCGCGACCUCAGCUACGACAUGGAAGACUGCAUCGACCGCUUCAUGGACCGGCUUGGAAGCGGUGACGCCAAGCGAGGGUUCAUGAAGAGGACGGCGCGCCGGCUCAAGACUCUGUGGGCGCGCCACGACAUCGCGACCCAGAUCAAGGAGCUCAAGGCUCGCGUCAUGGAGGAAAGUGAGCGGCGUGACAGGUACAAGCUUGACGAGAGUUACUACAGUCCAACGAAAACGGUGGAGAUUGACCCACGGAUAACCUCGCUUUACGAGGAGGUCAAGGACUUGGUGGCAAUGGACGGCCGAGUGAAGCAAGUCACUGCUUUGUUGAUGGAUGAGAGUAUGGAGCUGAAAGUGGUGCCGAUUGUCGGGUCCGGAGGGUUGGGAAAAACGACCCUGGCCAUGGAGGUGUACCGCAAGAUUGGAUUAGGAGGAGACUUCCAGUGCCGAGGUUUCGUGUCGGUGUCACGUACUCUUGAUCUAGAGAAGCUCUUGAAGGAUAUCUUAUCUCAGAUUGAUAAAGAUGCUUAUGAAAACUGUAAGCGUUGGGAAAAAGAACAAUUAAUCCGUGAAACAAAACAGAUCUUGAUAGGAAAGAGGUAUGAAGUAUACAUUGUCUUGUUUUAUUUAUUUACUUAUCCCUAUUUGUAUUCAGUUAUCCAACAUUAAUUAAUAACAAUAUUUGGAAGAACUAUAAAUAGCUAGCUUUAACCAGGCAAAGAUCGAAUGGUUAGCUUGAGUUCCAU